Messenger RNA from Impatiens glandulifera, 4570 nucleotides. Its product is annotated as phospholipid-transporting ATPase 1-like. Lineage: Eukaryota; Viridiplantae; Streptophyta; Magnoliopsida; Ericales; Balsaminaceae. Gene Ontology annotation, cellular component: plasma membrane. The transcript is spliced from 8 exons. Gene Ontology annotation, molecular function: magnesium ion binding; ATP hydrolysis activity; ATPase-coupled intramembrane lipid carrier activity. The coding region runs from base 676 to 4191 and encodes 1171 amino acids. The record is from RefSeq and is a predicted model, not a curated record. Gene Ontology annotation, biological process: phospholipid translocation.
UGAUAAUCUCCGGAGAUAUAGUAGAGACGGCCGGCCGGCGACGGUGAGGGUAAUUUCGGCAAACUAUAGCAUAUAGUUUGAGAUUGAGCUGGUUUUCACAUAAAUACACAGUCACACUAAUGGAAAAUGACCACGAAGGGUAAUUACGGCCAUGAUCUCUGAAUGUGAUCCUCUCUCUACUCGUUUCUCACUCAUCUCUUUUGCGUGACUAUUCAAUCCCUAACAGUUUCAGGCGUAAUCAGGUUAGAAUUGAAUGCUGUGAAGGAUUUGGUAAAGAAAUCACAAAUUUGGAUCUCUCUCUCUUUCUCUCUGCUCAUUACUUCUGAAUCGCUUUUCAUCGUCUCUAUGAUGAUAUUUAUUGCUUGAAAGACUGAUCAGAUUGGAUCAGAUUGAAUCAGAUUGACAGGGACAUCUAUUGCUGUUUGUUUCUGCACAGUUGUCUAUGGACGGACUUGCAUCGGUUUGAGUUCCUAUUCUUAUCUUAGCUAGCUAGCUAGCUAGCUAUGUGGAUAGAAUAAUAAGUGCUUCCUUUUUCGUCUCUGUAAUUUGGUAUGUGUUCCAGCUGGAGCUUCAUAUAUGAAUGAAUCCUGGUUCGCCAUUGUCCAUUGAGAAAUUGCUUGGUGGAAUGUUCUCCACGUGAAGGAAAACCUCACCUUGUUUCGUGGAGGUGGUCCAAUGGAGCUUCAGCCUAAUUCAUUAUUAGAUGGGGAUAAGUUAAAUAAACCCAUUAGGGUUCGUCAUAGAAGCAUGCAACUUGAAGAUAAUAUAGCACUUGAACCAAAUCAUAGACUGGUUUAUAUUAAUGAUCCGAGAAAAACUAAUGACAAGUAUGAGUUUUCUGGAAAUGAGAUUAGAACAAGCAAGUACACUUGCAUUAACUUCUUGCCGAAGAAUCUCUUCAUUCAGUUUCAUCGGGUAGCUUAUUUAUAUUUCUUAGUCAUUGCUGCAUUGAAUCAGCUUCCUCCACUUGCUGUUUUCGGAAGAACAGUUUCUCUUUUUCCUCUUUUGUUUGUGCUCUGUGUUACAGCUAUCAAAGAUGGUUAUGAGGAUUGGAGGAGGCAUAGGUCUGAUCACAAUGAAAAUAACAGAGAGUCCCUUGUUCUUCAAUCUGGGAAAUAUCAAUCUAAACAAUGGAAAAAGAUGAGAGCAGGGGAGGUUGUGAAGAUUUACGCCAAUGAAACAAUCCCUUGUGACAUUGUUUUGAUGGGAACAAGUGAUCCUAAUGGUAUUUCUUACAUCCAGACGAUGAAUCUGGAUGGUGAGUCUAACUUGAAGACAAGAUACGCUAGGCAAGAAACUACCUCAAUGUUACUACUUGAAGGAGGCACAUCAAUCUCAGGUUUAAUUAGAUGUGAGAUUCCAAAUAGGAAUAUCUAUGAGUUUACUGCUAACAUGGAGUUCAAUGAGCAAAGAUUCCCCUUAACUCAAUCCAACAUCAUCUUGCGUGGUUGUCAGCUGAAGAACACAGAAUGGGUAAUUGGGGUUGCGGUUUAUGCUGGACAAGACACUAAAGCGAUGAUGAACAGUGCUAUGUCCCCUUCAAAGAGAAGCAGAUUGGAAAGUUACAUGAAUAGGGAAACAUUGUGGUUGUCUGUUUUCCUAUUUACCAUGUGCUUAGUGGUUGCUCUAGGAAUGGGUCUAUGGCUUCAGAGGCACAAGGAACAACUUGAUGAUCUACCUUAUUACCGGAAAAGUUAUUAUGGAAAAGGAUUAAGGCGUUACAGGUAUUAUGGAAUUCCAAUGGAGACUUUUUUCUCCUUUCUGAGUUCUGUUAUAGUGUUCCAGAUAAUGAUACCGAUUUCCCUAUACAUCACAAUGGAGUUGGUUCGCUUGGGGCAAUCAUACUUCAUGAUUGGGGACAAGUACAUGUAUGACAGUGGCAGUGAUUCGAGGUUUCAAUGCCGAUCUUUGAAUAUAAAUGAAGAUUUAGGCCAAAUACGAUAUGUGUUUUCUGAUAAGACAGGAACACUUACUGAAAACAAAAUGGAAUUCAGAAGAGCUAGUUUGUAUGGGAAAAAUUAUAGCAACUCUUUUCUACAAGAUGCUGGUCUGCUGGAUGUGGAUCCUUUUGAAACUAAUCCAAAUCGUCAACCCCCACGGAGGUGGAGACUCAAGUCUGAAGUUCCAGUUGAUUCUGAACUCUUGGCAUUGUUGCAUGAGGACAUAGCUCGAGAUGAAAGGAUUGCUGCACAUGAAUUCUUUCUUACAUUAGCAGCAUGCAACACCGUGAUCCCCAUUCUUAGUGGAACCUUAUCUUCAGAUUGCUUGUCAGACCAAUUACUUGAUAUUGAAGCCGCCAUUGAUUAUCAGGGUGAAUCCCCAGAUGAACAGGCUCUGGUUACUGCAGCUUCUGCUUAUGGAUACACUCUUUUUGAAAGGACAUCUGGCCAUAUUGCAAUUGAUGUCAAUGGUGAGAGACUAAGGCUGGAUGUUCUGGGUCUGCAUGAGUUUGAUAGUGUGCGGAAAAGAAUGUCAGUUGUCAUUAGAUUUCCCAAUGGCUCCGUAAAGGUGCUGGUGAAAGGUGCUGAUACUUCAAUGUUGUGCAUCCUAAGCAUGGAUAACGAAAGGGAUGAGCUUGUAAGACAAACAACAGAAAGUCAUUUGACAGAAUAUUCAUCAGAAGGAUUGCGUACACUUGUUAUUGCUUCCAGAGAUCUUACCGAUGCAGAACUUGAAAAAUGGCAAGUCAUGUAUGAAGAUGCAAGCACUUCUUUGACUGACAGGUCAAGCAAACUGCGCCAAACAGCAGCUCUAGUAGAGUGUGAUUUACAUCUACUCGGGGCUACUGCAAUCGAGGACAAGCUGCAAGAGGGUGUACCUGAAGCCAUUGAAUCAUUACGACAAGCUGGAAUCAAGGUUUGGGUUCUUACUGGAGAUAAGCAAGAAACAGCCAUUUCUAUUGGUCUUUCUUGCAAGCUCCUCACAGCAGAUAUGCAGCAAAUCAUAAUAAAUGGCACAUCAGAAGUAGAAUGCAGAAAUUUACUGUUGGAAGCUAUGGUAAAAUAUGGUAUAAAAUUCACCGAUGGCAAUAAUUUCAAAUUGAAAUGGGAAAAAACUGCAGAAAAUGACUUCUUUGGGCUUCCUAUAGAUGAUAAAUCUCCCGAUGCUGGAAGUGCUACUCCACUUGCGCUGAUUAUUGAUGGAAACAGUUUGGUGUACAUACUGGAGAAAGAUUUGGAAUCUGAGCUAUUCGCCCUUGCAACUUCAUGUAAGGUUGUCAUUUGCUGCCGUGUUGCACCGCUACAGAAGGCUGGAAUCGUUGACCUUGUAAAAAGCCGGACUGAUGAUAUGACAUUGGCUAUAGGUGAUGGAGCAAACGACGUUUCUAUGAUCCAAAUGGCUGAUGUUGGCAUCGGGAUAUGUGGUCAAGAAGGACGUCAAGCAGUGAUGGCCUCAGACUUUGCUAUGGGUCAGUUUCAUUUUCUGAAAAGGUUACUGUUGGUGCAUGGACACUGGAAUUAUCAGCGUAUUGGUUAUCUGGUUCUUUACAACUUCUAUAGGAAUGCAGUCUUCGUCUUGAUGCUCUUCUGGUAUGUAUUGACCACAGCAUUCUCAACAACUUCUGCAUUAACAGAUUGGAGUAGUGUAUUGUACUCAGUUAUAUAUACUUCAAUACCUACGAUGGUUGUUGGCAUUCUCGACAAGGACCUUAGCCAUAAGACUCUACUGCAGUACCCAAAGCUUUACGGUGCAGGUCACAGACAAGAGAGUUACAAUAUGUAUCUUUUCUGGAUCACAAUGCUCGACACUCUCUGGCAGAGCCUUGUUCUCUUCUACAUUCCCCUAAUCACGUAUAAAGAUAGCACAAUCGACAUAUGGAGCAUUGGUAGCUUGUGGACUAUCGCAGUUGUAAUCCUAGUAAACAUGCAUUUGGCAAUGGAUAUCCAACGGUGGUUACUACUUACUCAUGUUGCAGUAUGGGGAUCUAUAGUUAUUACUUAUGCUUGUGUCGUAGCAUUGGAUUCCAUACCCUUGCUCCCAAAUUACGGGACAAUAUACCAAUUGGCAAAGUCACCUACUUACUGGAUCUCAAUCCUUCUAAUCGUGGUCUUAGCAUUGCUUCCUCGUUUUAUUUUCAAAUCAGUACAUCAAAUAUUUUGGCCUUCUGAUAUUCAGAUAGCUAGAGAAGCGGAAAUUGUUGGUGAACAACCCAAUGAGUUUUGGUCAAAGCCAAUUCAAGGUUCAAGUUAAUUUUGUAUUGUAUGGAUUAGAUGAGUUAAAAUAGCAAAUUGCUAGGACUCCAGAUGUGCCUUCUCAUCAUUGUGCAAAUCUGUAAGAUGAAGCUGGAAGCACUUAGUGGACAAAGGAUAAUGGAAUUGCCAAUUUGCCACCAAAUGCAAAAAUAGAGGUAAGAGUUUCACACUAUAAUCAUUAUUUUCAUGCCUGUUUUUUAUGGGGUUUGAUUUGAUGGGAAUAUCUUGAUGAGAAGAAAGAAUUGACAGUGUAUAGUGAGGCUUCAGUUGAGUUCAACAUAGUAGUAAAUUUCAGUUGUAAAAUUAAAUAACAGAAUAUUCUAUAUAUAUAUUAACUUGUGUGAUUAUUAUUUGGUGAAAGAAAAGUUUGUUUUUGU